Molecule: messenger RNA, 659 nt
Organism: Liolophura sinensis
Lineage: Eukaryota; Metazoa; Mollusca; Polyplacophora; Chitonida; Chitonidae
Product: ganglioside GM2 activator-like
Exons: 4
Coding region: 54-659 (201 amino acids)
Biological process (GO): lipid transport; ganglioside catabolic process
Cellular component (GO): cytoplasmic side of plasma membrane
Molecular function (GO): lipid carrier activity; enzyme activator activity
Source: RefSeq, a predicted model, not a curated record
UGAAAUUACUAUGUACACGUAAAUCUGAACACCGCGGUUUCCUGCAUCAAGACAUGGUCUCCUUGCACGGUAUAUUGGUCAGUAGUUUACUGUUAGUCCUAGAAUCAGCCGAGGGAAACCUGGGUCAAACCUCCCGUACUGGCAAAGGCGGUUCCCCAGAACACACCGACAGCACGCAUGCCGAACAGUUUGGAGGUGUCCAGUGGAUGAAUUGUGGCGGGAAGGAUGACCCCGUCCUGGUGGAAUACCUCAGCAUACAGCCAGACCCCGUGACUCUGCCAGGGGUGUUCCAGCUUAGCUUUCAGUUCUCUGUCUCCAGAACGCUACAUUCACCCAUUAAGUUUCAGGCCCAGGGUGAGAAGCAAAUCGCUAUCUGGGUGCCCGUCCUCUGUCUAGACGAGUUAGGUUCCUGCGAACUAGAGGACAUGUGUGCUCUUCUGCCGUUUGUCUGUCCGUCUGCCAUACGUCAGCAUGGUAUUCCUUGUCAGUGCCCCAUUCGUAAGGGACGUUACAUCCUGCCACCCACAAACCUAACUGUGACCCCUGGAGAGCUUCCUGUUUGGGUCACAGAGGCCCUUUACAAGAUGACCUACAGGCUAAGCAGCCUUUCACAAACAGUCGGUUGUCUUCACGUGGAAUUCUCCAUUCUUGACCCUUGA